UCGAGUAUAAGGCAUCUUUAAAUCAAUAAUUUUUCGGUGGAUCGUUUGAGCAUAUUUGGAUCUAAUAUCUCGUCUCUUUUAAAUUUUUAUGAAUACUACCAUUGACAUAUAUCACUCACGAUGGCUCCAGCAACUGCAGAAUCAAUAAAGCCUAGAGAUGUUUGUGUUGUUGGUGUUGCCCGUACUCCAAUUGGGGGCUUCCUUGGCUCUCUUUCAUCAUUGUCAGCAACUAAACUUGGAUCAAUUUCCAUCGCCGGUGCUUUGAAGAGAGCAAAUGUUGACCCAUCACUUGUAGAAGAAGUUUUCAUUGGAAACAUCCUCAGUGCAAACUUGGGACAGGCUCCAGCUAGACAAGCAGCAUUGGGUGCAGGAAUACCCAAUUCAGUGAUUUGCACUACCGUGAACAAAGUUUGUGCAUCUGGAAUGAAAGCAACUAUGCUUGCAGCACAGAGUAUCCAGUUGGGCAUCAAUGAUGUUGUUGUGGCUAGUGGAAUGGAAAACAUGUCUAAUGUCCCUAAGUACAUUGUGGAAGCAAGGAAGGGAUCUCGUCUUGGUCAUGACAGUCUUGUUGAUGGAAUGCUUAAAGAUGGUUUGACUGAUGUCUAUAAUGAUUGUGGUAUGGGAGUUUGUGCAGAAAUAUGUGCUGAGAACCAUAAAAUUACAAGAGAGGAUCAGGAUAACUAUGCAGUUCAAAGUUUUGAACGGGGCAUUGCUGCUCAGGAAGCUGGUGCGUUUACAUGGGAGAUUUUGCCGGUUGAGGUGCCUGGCGGAAGAGGAAAACCAUCCACCAUUGUUGAUAAGGAUGAAGGUCUAGGAAAGUUUGAUGGUGCAAAAUUGAGGAAACUCCGACCAAGUUUCAAGGAAAAAGACGGCACAGUAACUGCUGGUAACGCUUCUAGCAUAAGCCCAGAACUUCUCGUGCUUAUCAUAUUUCAUUCGGGCCAGGGUGGUCGGGACGGGAUCAUUGCUGCUGUGGUUGUGUGGUCAGAUUCUGACCAAUACAGUUAG
Nicotiana attenuata is the source of this 1008-nucleotide messenger RNA. RefSeq names its product acetyl-CoA acetyltransferase, cytosolic 1-like. NCBI's taxonomy places the organism in Eukaryota, Viridiplantae, Streptophyta, Magnoliopsida, Solanales, Solanaceae. Gene Ontology annotation, biological process: fatty acid beta-oxidation. Bases 121 to 1008 code for a protein of 295 amino acids. Gene Ontology annotation, molecular function: acetyl-CoA C-acetyltransferase activity. The transcript has 11 exons. The record is from RefSeq and is a predicted model, not a curated record.